CACUCUGGCCCGGUGGGCCGGACGGCAGCCUGGUUCAGCCCGCCUCUGGCACGUGGUGGAGCAUCACGGGACUUCUGCCCAAGGACCCUGAGGCUCACGAGGUGAAGCGCUUCUCUCAGAUGUGGAAGGAAAUGGAUCACAGCCAUCGGAAAGCUCGUCUCGAGACACCUGGAUUGAAGGAGGGAGAAAUGGGAAGCUGUCGGUCUCUGGUCCAGGGUAUGGGGACUCAGCUGGACAGACAACAUGGGUGCGUUUGGACUUCUGAAGACGGCCCAGACCGGCGCUACCCUCCUCCUAACCUGCAGGCCCUGCUUCAGCUUGAUUCUCUGCCUGUCUGGAUCUCAGCUCAUGUACUUUGUCCUGGACAUGGUGGACUUCCUGCAGUGCCAAGACGACCUCCUCCAAUCUUUCUGCCACGCUUUCACUAUUUCUUCCCGCUUUUCCCAACAAAUCCGGGCCUUCUGGAUGCUCGAUCACGGACACAUCAAGGGCUCCAUGGAGUCAUUGCUGAGCCCCAGGGCUGCUGCUCCCUGUCUCUCCUGGCAGCAUCGCUGCAUCAUCACUGUUUGCUGACAAGGAAGCAGCCUCAGUUUGCCUUAAGGUAUCUCCGCCGGACCAGACUCUCAUCAGAGAGCCUUGAGGAUGCUACGCUCUGUACAGAUGCUCUACUUCAAAACAGUUGUGUAUCUGAAGCCUGGGCUCUGCUGAAGAGAAGCCAUGCAAAAAAUGACCACAUGGUCGUGUCCUUCCUCCAGGCGUGUGAUGGAUGUGGUCUGUGUGCCGAGGCUUUACCGUGCCUCCCUGUAGGAUACAAUGGAAGUGAAUGUCUUGCAAUACAGCACAAACAUAAGCACCAAAGGUGUUGAGCUGCAAAAUGACUUUCUUUCCCCUAAAAAUAAAGAGGUAUCGGGGAGAAGCAGGUAUUGAAAAUGGGACGACAAGGUCACAGUUGCCACUGAUGAAGAAAGGUCGGGUCGGUUCAAUUAAUGGGAUGUUAAAUGGUUUCAGAACAAAUACAAGUGUGUUAUAUUUAUUCUUUUUAUAAGACCUGUCGGCAGGAAGUCCACCCUGCCAAACUGCAUCAGGCUCACAGAGUCCACGCAGUGUCCCCAGAGGAACUGGUUCAACUCCUCAGAAAGGCGGCCAUAGAAGUGAGGAAGCCACGUCCUGAGAUAAGGUGCUGUGUUCCUAGAUGUCAUGUGGACAACAGAUCGAUUAUUAUCUUUUUUUCAAGUAAAUGUGUUUCUGCAGUCUGUACAGAGCCGCCCAGAAACACAUUACACACCACUCCAUGUGGUACAUGAAAGACAUCAGCCUUCAUCCACACAUGCACUCCUACACAAGCAAAGCACCUGAAUAAUGUUCAAAUAUGUUCAGUCCCUCAGCAGAUAUUGUCUCUGUUCUUUAUUCCAGUGAGGUGGUGUGGCCAGAGCGAGAACAUUAAACAGCAGAGGGAUGUUUCUAUCAACCCAGGCUCCCCGUCAUCUCACGCCCAGCCCCUCCCCGAUGGACCGGGCAGAAGAAACAGAGCACACGCCACAUGCAGAUGAACCAGGCGAGGGAAAGCCUGGCCAUAAUAAUCAACAUGAGCCACCAGAGCUUCUUCUCCUCGGGAUCGGAGCUCUGAGUCCUGCUUGCCUCUGUUGAGAUGGGACCAUCUGCAUAGGAUCUCCUCUCUCCUACACGGAUGGAGAGAACUAAUGUGGGGAAGAGGAGGAGGAGGAGGAGGAGGAGAAGGCGGAGGAGGAGGAGGGGAAGAAGAAGAAGAAGAGAGCAGAGCGCCUUCAUCCGCCUUGCCAGAUUGCCCUGAGCAGACAUUGACACCAGGUGGCGCCACAGACACGAUUUUAGUUUUCAACUUGAACAAAGACCUUGUGGGAGAGCUGGCGCUUUCAGCCGAGGAGGAAAUGCCCUGCUGUAAAGGAGAAGAAAUCCUUCCUGGUCCCCCAGAUGUGAUGGACCCGAGGAGCUCGGCAUCGUCACCCAGCCAAGAAGAACAACCCGACUGCACCCCCUCACAUGUUUUCAGUGAAGGCCUCUCCGGUGCUUUGUCUGACACCGCGCAGGACCUUCAUCCGAGCCCUCGGUCAGAGGGUCCAGUGGCCAGUAGCUCAAGGGUCUCAGCAGGGGCCGGUCAGCAGGACGCGUCCCUUCUCGCCCCCGUUGGCAGCUCUAUCUUCCCCACACGGCUUCAGAUCUCCAGCAGCUCUCUGACCUCUAGUCCAACCGGCAACAUCACAAGCCCCUCGGCUCCUUCUGGCCCCGCCAACCAAAACGCCCCCAAAGCCCGAUCGAAGACGGACGAACCCUGUGUUCAGAGCACUUUGCUCCAUCAUUGCAAAAUGGCCACAUGGUGUUGAAACGGGAGCCUGAACCCUGCAGAGCUCCCGCCGACCUGCGACCUGCUCCAGAGCCGCCCAUUUUGUAGUAUUCAUCCUUCUGGUUAAGCUCUAGCAGCGUUGGAAACUAUGAUUUGUAUUUUGGAACAUUCAGCUGCAACAGUGUCCAUAUAAACGUCAUACGUCAUGAAAUAAAUAAUUGUCAUUGUCACA
Molecule: messenger RNA, 2552 nt
Organism: Pseudoliparis swirei
Lineage: Eukaryota; Metazoa; Chordata; Actinopteri; Perciformes; Liparidae
Exons: 9
Coding region: 120-866 (248 amino acids)
Source: RefSeq, a predicted model, not a curated record